Molecule: messenger RNA, 681 nt
Organism: Didymodactylos carnosus
Lineage: Eukaryota; Metazoa; Rotifera; Eurotatoria; Philodinida; Philodinidae
Source: the annotation of a GenBank genome assembly
AUGUCACUAUACUCUGUGCAGACAUGUGUAUGUUAUAUACAGGUGUCAGUUUUAUUAGGUUAUUCAGAUAUAUUGGGUACUGGAUCGGAUUAUCUAGUGAUUGAAAACAGAAUUGACAAUGAUAAAUCGAUAAUUACAUCCGAUUUAUUUCAAGCAUUAAAACAGUUAAAAUCAUGCACAUUAUUAUUUGAUUCAUUUUCGUUUAAAAAUAUAUCAUCAACAAUAUCAACAACAAUCGACUAUUUACAUUUGAAUAAAAUUGAUUCACUUGAUUUAAUAAUUAUUUUUCAACAGAUAUCAAAUUUGAAAUCAUUAACAAUUGAGCAGUUAUUUGAGACAGCUGUUUCAUUAUCAGCUGCAGUUGCCAUCAAUAUGAAACAACUAAAAAUUAAAACAACAACAACUCGGUUUAAUGGUACGCAUGACUUACUAAAAUCAAUCCCAAAUAUUCAAUAUUUAUCUAUAAGAUUAUCAUCAAUCGAUCUAAAUCAAAUUGAUGGCAAUUAUUGGUCAACAAUAUUAUCAACAUUAACAAAUUUAAAACACUUUGAAUUUCACAUUACCGCUUCUGAUUGUCCAAAUAACCUUCAAGAAUUAAAAUCAUUUUAUGAAACAAUGUUCUGCUUAAGGGAACCCCCCUUCAAAAAUCGAUCUCAGUCCAGGCAAGUUCAAAUGGGCUGA